AUGAUGUGGUUGAGGCAGGUGGGGGGUGCAUUGAACGCACCUGGAGCCUGCGCGCCCCACGGCUUCACCACACAGACACGGCUGGGCGACAUUGCUGUGACCCCCUUCUCCGUCAACUGGCAGUGUAAGCUUGCUUCCUGGACAGAGCAGUGCACCGGUUUCCCCAACAUAUGCACCUACCCCACGGAGGAAGCAGGCCCUCUUGUGCGGUCGCUGUAUGGGCAGUGCAUCUUCUCGACAAAGACCGCGGCAAGCACCGAGCUGGCAGACGAGGUCCUUGCCGCCGCCAAGACCCCCCUCUUUGCUGAAAGCAUCAUCAAGCUGCAGGCAGACUUCAACAGGACCCUCCUCGACUACGAGACUAUCUACUGGAACCUCACAGCAGUAGGCACCGGCGUGAAUUACCCUCCUCUGCCGGCGUGGACGGGCCCUCGGCUGCUGGACUAUACUCAAGCGGCCGAGAUAGACGGCCAAUUCUUCUUCAGUGGAACUCCCUGGGACAUGGUGGCGCGCAACUACACUGCUCUCACCCUCAACCUGGCCAACAACUCCACGCUCACCCAGUAUGAUGAGGGCAUUGGCGUGUCGGCUGCUCUGGAGGCCCACAACUCCCUGAAAGGCGUGCCCAAGAUUUCGUACACAUUCGUGCGCGGCGCGUCGGACUAUCUCUACGCGCCACCCCUGCAGGUGUCACCCGGCGUGUGGGUGGACAACCCGGCAGUGCCUCCGACCAACUUUGAGACACAGUACCGGUUUGCCAUCCAGACAACGUCCACCCUCAUCCUGACCUUCUUCCAGCUCAGAUGCCAGGCAGCCGGCAAUGCGGCUUCCACCUGUGCAUACACCCUCCCGGAACUGCCCUGA
Molecule: messenger RNA, 864 nt
Organism: Coccomyxa subellipsoidea C-169
Lineage: Eukaryota; Viridiplantae; Chlorophyta; Trebouxiophyceae; Coccomyxaceae
Exons: 7
Coding region: 1-864 (287 amino acids)
Source: RefSeq, a predicted model, not a curated record